AUGCCUUCGAUUGAUGUGGAUAUUUGCUUAUUUGAUCUUGACGGGACAAUUGUCUCUACAACCGUGGCAGCAGAGAGCGCCUGGACUGUAUUAUGUAAGGAACAUGGGGUAGACCCACAGGAGCUGUUCAAGCAUUCUCACGGAGCAAGAUCCUCUGAAAUAUUUGCAAAGUUCUUCCCAAAUCUCGAUAAUACCGAUAAUAAGGGUGUGAAGAAGCUCGAGCUUUCGAUGGCAAGAGACUUUCUUGAUUCGGUUGGAUUAAUUCCUGGCUCAUCUGAGCUGUUGCUCUCCCUGGACAAAUCUACUGAUGAAACUUCUGGAUUGAACUUUCCGGAACGCAAAUGGGCGAUUGUCACCUCUGGGUCUCCUUAUCUGGCAUUUUCCUGGUUUGACACCAUUUUGAAGCAUGUUGGAAAACCUAAAGUUUUUAUAACAGGUUUCGAUGUUGUCAAGGGUAAACCUGACCCAGAGGGAUAUGCAAAAGCUCGAGAUGAGUUGUGUGAAUUGUGGUCUUUGAACCCACGACAAGCACGCGUUGUUGUCUUCGAAGAUGCACCUGUUGGUAUCAAGGCGGGUAAGAAAAUCGGUGCUACGACAAUCGGUAUCACAUCAACCUACCCGAAAGAGGUGCUGUUUGAAGCAGGUGCAGAUUAUGUCGUGUCUGAUUUGACGCAUGUCCGUGUAACGGAGAACACGUAUAAAGGUGUUACAUUAGAGAUCACAGGAUCUUUAGCGUUGUAG
Messenger RNA from Lachancea fermentati, 741 nucleotides. The record is from the annotation of a GenBank genome assembly. NCBI's taxonomy places the organism in Eukaryota, Fungi, Ascomycota, Saccharomycetes, Saccharomycetales, Saccharomycetaceae.